UUGUUUUUAGUAGGAGGCCCAAAUAUUUAUUAAACAGCAAGAUACUGACACGUAAGACGCACACGUGUUUAAUUGAAAGAAAGAAAAAGAAAAUCUCAGUAUGAAUCUACUGGCAAGGUUUCCGCUGCCUCCGGUGAUUAUAAAUCGGCAAAACAGAAUUCCCGUUCCGAGAGCUAAGUCCAUCGAGUCAUCGUCGCUCAUGGAUCAGCCCAAGAAGGUCAUUGUCUGCGGCGGCGGAGUCAUAGGUGUUUGCACUGCUUACUUUCUAGCUGAGAAGGGAGCCGCCGUCACGCUCAUCGAGAUGUCCGACGUGGCAUGCGCCGCUUCUGGAAAAGCCGGCGGAUUCCUCGCCUACGACUGGUGCGACGGAGGACCGUUGGAGGAGCUAGCCCACGUGAGCUUCAAUCUCCACCGUUCACUCUCGGAAAAACUUGACGGUCCUCGAUCUUACGGUUACAGAGCCCUAACUACUCUGAGCCUCACCGUAAAGGAAUCCGAGCGCGCUUCUGCUUCGAGGUUCCUGCCCUCUUGGAUCGACGGGCCAGCUCGUAGUCCCAAAACGAUUGGAAACCCCGAAACGACGGCGCAGGUGCACCCGCAGCUUUUCACCCGCACGGUCAUCGAUAGAGCCGUGGAGAUGUAUGGGGUGAAGGUGGAGAUUGCGAAAUUGGAACGGGUGGAGGUGGAAGAAGGACGUGUUGGAUCAGUUGUGCUGGAAGGAGGACGAGAGUUGGAAGCGGACGCUGUAGUGUUGGCAGUGGGCCCGUGGUCCAGUAAGUUAGGUUUGAUAUCAUCGUUGUUUAGAGUUUAUGGGCUUAAGGCCCAUAGCAUUGUUUUGGAGCCCAGAGACGGCAGUUCCAUAACCCCCCAUGCUCUCUUUCUGAGUUAUCAUUCCUCCUCCGGAGGAGGAGCUCUUGACCCUGAAGUCUACCCUCGCCCAACAGGGGAGGUGUAUGUGUGCGGGAUGUCGAAGGAGGAAGAGGUACCGGAUGAUCCUGCGGAGAUAAGGGGAAACCCUGAAUCGAUUGCGAUGCUUAAGAGGGUGGCUAAGACUGUGUCGAGCCAUCUUGGGGAAGGAGAGGCCGGUCUGAAGGCAGAGCAAGCCUGCUUCUUGCCCUGUACUUAUGAUGGGAUACCAGUGAUAGGAGAGGUUCCAGGGGUGAAGGGCUGUUACGUGGCAACAGGGCACAACUGUUGGGGUAUUCUCAAUGGUCCUGCCACUGGAGCUGCACUUGCUCAGCUUAUUCUUCAUGGUCAUUCCGCCAUUGUUGAUCUUAAGCGCUUUAGUCCCUCCAGAUUCCUUCUCCCCUCAAACCCUUAGAUACUCUUGCAGGAUCACUCUUUUCAACUCUUCCUAAUUUUCAUCAUCAAAUAUCUAUGUAACUUCAUAUAAAACAAUGAAAAGCGUUUAUGAAGAA
Molecule: messenger RNA, 1418 nt
Organism: Vigna umbellata (rice bean)
Lineage: Eukaryota; Viridiplantae; Streptophyta; Magnoliopsida; Fabales; Fabaceae
Product: FAD-dependent oxidoreductase family protein
Cellular component (GO): cytoplasm
Source: RefSeq, a predicted model, not a curated record